Messenger RNA from Dentiscutata erythropus, 216 nucleotides. Lineage: Eukaryota; Fungi; Glomeromycota; Glomeromycetes; Diversisporales; Gigasporaceae. The record is from the annotation of a GenBank genome assembly.
AUGAUCUCUGAAGAUUGGCUAAACCCAAAUAACUGUGAAAAAGUCAAAUUAAAAUCAGACAAAAAUAAAAAACUACAUGUUAAUAAGACUAACAAAAGGAUUGAAAAGUCUAAUAAAGCUGAAGAGAUAGAUGAACUAGUAGAAUACAUAUUAACUAUCGAAAUGUCUCAGUCUACUGCUUUUAUAUAUGCUAAUGAAGAGCAAGUUAGAAAAUAA